UUUUUUAUAAAAAAAGAAAAAUACUGUUACAAAUUAAAUAGAUUAAAUAAUGGCGUCUUAUAAAAAUAUGUUUGGAUUAUGGUCGAAUGAUUCGAAACUUGACGAAAAACUUGGACUUACGGAAGGACAAAAAAAACUUGUACAAAAUACUUGGGCUAUUAUAAAGAAAGAUCAAGUUGCAUCCGGUGUUGCUGUUAUGUUGGCUUAUUUUAAGAAACAUCCGGAAUAUCAGCAAAGUUUUAAACCAUUCAAAGAUAUGCCAAUAGAUGAAUUACCUGGUAAUAAAAGAUUUCAAGCUCAUUGCGCAGGUAUAAUAGCUACCGUAAGUACCGUAAUAGAUUCUUUGCAAGAUUUUGAUCUAUUGGUAGCAAACAUAGAAAUUUUUACCGAAAGACACAGGAAACGUGGUCAAAAACAAAAGGAUUUUGAGGAUUUAAAACCGGUAAUGGCGGAAGUUAUUCGAGAAGCUAUUGGAGACGAGUACACACCAGAAGUGGAGGAAGCAUGGUCUAAAACAUUGGACGUUUUCUUUGCAACAGUAUACGCUAAUUUGUCUUAAAAAAGAAUUAUUUUCUUUUGAAAUAACACAUUCCUUGCAUGCAUUUUAUGAAAAUAACAAA
Molecule: messenger RNA, 620 nt
Organism: Polistes dominula (European paper wasp)
Lineage: Eukaryota; Metazoa; Arthropoda; Insecta; Hymenoptera; Vespidae
Gene: Glob1
Product: globin 1
Molecular function (GO): heme binding; oxygen binding
Source: RefSeq, a predicted model, not a curated record